Drosophila gunungcola (fruit fly) is the source of this 4555-nucleotide messenger RNA. It is a transcript of the gene Usp16-45, whose product is annotated as ubiquitin carboxyl-terminal hydrolase 45. The record is from RefSeq and is a predicted model, not a curated record. Gene Ontology annotation, biological process: protein deubiquitination. NCBI's taxonomy places the organism in Eukaryota, Metazoa, Arthropoda, Insecta, Diptera, Drosophilidae. The transcript is spliced from 5 exons. Gene Ontology annotation, molecular function: cysteine-type deubiquitinase activity; zinc ion binding. Bases 264 to 3743 code for a protein of 1159 amino acids.
UGUGUGAGAGUUCUGAUUGCGAGUCCUUUCAAAUUCCGAGAAAUCGUCUGAAGUGGGGCCCAUAUAUAUAGAACCAUUGAAAUAUAUAUCUCAAGGGGAAAUCGGGGCAACGCCGGGGCGUCCAAUAUGGAUGGCUAACAGCGGGGCGACGAACUUAACCUCAAAUCCUGGGCCAAAAAUCCAAACGUGACGAAAGACAACAAAGCAAACAAAGCGAAUAAGGGCGCGCCCACAAGGAGGCCAAGGCCAAGAAGCUGCUCGACAUGGUGAAGAAGCGACAGGCGGACAGCCACGACCACGACCAGAGCUCAACGGACUCCGGCGACGAGGAGCUGCACCACCGCAAUGCACUUGGUUCCGCCGGACAGGCGGAGGGAGCCACGCCCACCUCCGCCAGCUGCCAGCACAUCAAGAAGGCGGUGGAUGCGGCCGGACUUCGGCGGGUCCUGAAACCGACGGGUCUCCUGUACGAGUGCUCCCAGUGCCUGAAGCUGGGCAAGACGACGACCGGCCCAGACGGAGCAGCUCGGUCCUCCGGCGCAGCUGGCGGAGAACCCGGGGACAUUGAGUUUGACAGCACACUGUGGCUGUGCCUCAAGUGCGGCAGCCAACUGUGCGGAAGGUCCCGGCACAAGCACGCCCUGGAGCACUACCAGACUCCCCACUCGGGCUCGCAUGCUCUGGCCAUGAACACGCGCUCCUUUGACAUCUGGUGCUACGAGUGCGACAUGAAGAUCUGCUCCAAUCUGCGCAAGAACCUGCUCGAGUGCGUGGAGCUGGUCAAGCGGCUGGCCCAGAAGCCGCCCACCAACACCGCCACGCCCGUUCCGCCCGCCAUCGUCUACCUCCAGGAGAAGAUUAAGUCCACGCUGGAGCACCUUACGCCCAUGGUGCCCAUGACGGGCGGAUCCUUCGAGGAAGUUGGCGGCGGAGCAGGCGCCGCUGGCGGAGGAACCCGGAGCAGCCAGGUGGCCAUUCCGAUGCCACCGCCGCCCAGCUCGGGACAUUCCUCCGCCGGCUCGCUGAGCAGUGUGCCAGGAAUGGCCAAAAGGAUUGGCGGCACCUUGGCAAGCGCCACAGCCACCGCUACCGCCAAUGGCAACAGCCGGCUCCUGACUGUGGAGUUGCCACGCAACGAACUGGACCGACUGCCCAGGGUGCGGGGACUGACUAAUCUGGGCAACACUUGCUUCUUCAAUGCGGUGAUGCAGUGCCUCGCCCAGACGCCGUUCCUACUCUCCGUUCUAAGGGAACUGGCGGAGCCGGGAGAGGAAUUCGUUUUGCCCGGCGGCACCUUCAAGCUGAAGGACAAGGGCGACAUUGAGCUACCCAUGAUCAAGGGCACCCUCUCCUCCUGGGGCGGACUCACCGCCGCUUUGGCCCAAGCCCUCGAGGAGCUCCAGGCGGGCGGCAGUGUGUUCACGCCCAGCAAGCUCUUCGAAAAGCUGUGCAUCAAGUGUCCGCAGUUCACGGGCGGCGAUCAGCACGAUGCCCACGAGCUGUUGCGCCAGCUGCUGGAAAGUGUGCGGAACGAGGAUUUGAAGCGCUACCAGCGCGUCAUACUGCAGAACCUCGGCUACAAGGACCAGGACAUUAACAGUGUGUCGGAGGUGAUGCGCCAGAAAUGCAAGAUCUACGGCAACCAGGCCGGCGACCGCAUCCUGCGCCCAGAGCAGGUGUUCCGCGGCUUCCUCGUGUCGACGCUGACGUGCCAGGACUGCCACAGCGUGUCCUCGCGGCACGAGUACUUCCUGGACAUGUCGCUGCCUGUGGCCGUGGAGAAGCCCCAGCCGCCGCAGCGUCGCAAGCCGAGCCCGGAGCUUUCGCUGGCGGCCAGCGGCUCCAGCGUCAGCUCCUCCGCCCAGAACCAGACCGCCGCCAGUCAGCCGGCGAUCAACACCAAGUUCACGGAGGGCAGCGUCAACUUCACGGUCUCGUCGUCGUCGUCCUUCUUCCUGCACGCCGAUCAGGAGGGAGCCCUGGGCCCUUCCAAGUCGCAGGUGAAGAAGGAGAAGGAGCGCGAGCGCAAGGCCAAGAGGGCGGCCAAGAACCAGCGCCACAAGCAGGCCCAGAAGCUGAGCCUCAAGCUGAACGGCAAUGCUAGCGGCGGCGGAGGAAAUGUCAAUGGUUUCGUGAAGUCAGCGGAAUCGCCGGACCCAGCGCUGGCCUCCUUGGGCGCAUCUGGCGACGCUGGCCAGGACAGCAAUGUCCCCGAACAGCCCAAGGACCAGACCGCCGAGGACACCACCUCGUCCAGCGUGACCACCUCGGAGCAUUCCGACGCCGAUGUGGAGGACAAUCUGGUGGAAGACACCGCCCCGCCCUCGACCAACAAUGCGUCGUCGAGCACCUCCGCAUCCGCUUCCUCGGCCGGUGGUUCGGCCAAGUUCUACACGGACAGCAACGGCAAUGCCCAGCCGCUAAACGAGAAGCGCGACGACACGCCGGAGCACAUGGACAAGGACUCGCUGGAGGAGGACGAGAAUGACUCGGGUAUCGCCACUAGUCCGGCACCCACCGCCAGCAACAGCAGCACGAGCACCAAUGCCACCAACGACACCAACUCUACGGGCAACAACAAUGCGGGUUUCAGAUCCGGAUCUUCGGGAUCAUCGGGCGCCCUGGAGGAGGCCUCUGCGCCCGCGAGCCUGGUCAGUGCAGGCCUCUCCGAGAAGGGGGCAUCCCUGAUCCGCCAGAUAUCGGUGGGAGGUGGCGAGCAGCAGGGCGCACUCAAUGGCGCUGCAGGGGAGGCAACCGCGCAGCCGGAUGAUACCGCCAGCCAGACACAGAAUCAGCCACAAAGCCAGAACCAGGCCCAGACCCAGACCCAAACCCAAACCGAAGCUCAGGCUGUGGCCCAAGCCCAGGCCCGUGCGAAGCGGGUGCGCACGCAGAGCUACUCGGACUGGAGCACCACGAUAGCACCGCGCUACCAGUGCGAGGAUGGCGAGUGCUCCGUGCAGUCCUGCAUGAACAACUUCACGGCCGUGGAGCUGAUGACGGGCCAAAACAAGGUGGGCUGCGACAGCUGCACGCUGCGGAUCAACGGCAGCGAUCCGAAGGCCAAGUCGGUGAACACCAAUGCCACCAAGCAGCUGCUCGUGUCCAGUCCGCCGGCGGUGCUCAUUCUGCACCUGAAGCGCUUCCAGCUGGGCCCGCGCUGCAUCUUCCGCAAGCUGACGCGUCCGGUGAGCUAUCCCAAUCUGCUGGACAUCGCCGCCUUCUGCGGCUCCAAGGUGAAGAACCUGCCGAACAUUGAUCGCAAGCAGAAGAAGCUGCUGUACGCUCUGUACGGCGUGGUGGAGCACUCCGGCGGCAUGUACGGCGGCCACUACACGGCGUACGUGAAGGUGAGGCCCAAGGUGACGCCGGAGGACAAGCGCUGGAAGUUCCUGCCGCACGGCAGCAAGGCGGAGCUCGACCAGGACGAUGACCAGCUCAAGAAACUGGAGGAGCUGCUGGCCAAGGAGAAGGCGCGCGAGAUGCAUCUGCAUGCGAUGGACGACAGCGACGACUUCACCAACUCCAGCAGUAACUCAUCGACCUCCGACGAGGGCAAUGCCCCGGCCACGCCCCUCGAAGAGCAGUCGCCGCAGCAGCAAACGCCACAGGAGGAGGCCGCCCACGUGCAGGCGCCGCCGGGCAAAUGGUAUUACGUGUCCGACUCCCGCGUCCAGGAGGUCAGCGAGGACACGGCGCUGAAGGCCCAGGCGUAUCUGCUUUUCUACGAGCGCAUCUACUAGACCCUCGAUGAUAAGAUCCUUGGGGAAUGAGUAUAAGGAUGAGGAUAAGGAUGAGGACGAGUGAUGAGUAGGAACAUAGGAACAUGUCGCGGGAGUCUAACCGGGAAGGGGAGUCUGACAGAUGAUUUGUUCCAUCAACUAGCUUAGGACCAUGCUAUACAUAUACAUUUAUUAAUUUUAAUUUUUUUUUUCGCUGGGUUCGUUGUUAGUUUCGCUCCCCUUCCCCAAAAGUCCAACUUUUGUUUAUUAUUAAUUUUUUGAAAACUGCAUUUCCCGUUGGACUGAUGACGCAGAAAGAGACAGAGUGGCGGAGAAAGUGAAAGAGAAGGCAGAUACUCACACAUGCCAAAUGCAUUUGGUUUCUCCCACUCAAAAUUCAUUGUACAAUUUUGGUUAACUUUUUUGGGACAAGCUUUAGUUAGUUAAAGGAAACGGAGGAAGACACACGCGCACUCAUUUUAAAUUUCAGGAGUUUUGGAUAUUGUUUAGUUUUAGAUUUAUUUUUUUAUUAGUAGUUUUCGAAAAGACACUAAAGGGAAAUUAAAAUGUUUAUUGGUUGCAAGUUCUCUUGGUUCCAACAUUGUCCAGAACUAUGACAGAACGUUACUUAAACCACACACACACCAUAAACUUAAGAAAAGCUCGGAAAAACCUAAAGAAGAUCGCCGUAAACUGAAUAUCCAAACCAACAAGAAAUACGAAGGGAAAACGAGAAGGAAUAAAGCCAAGAGAAAAACUAUUUGCUGAUGUUCAUAAGUUAUAACGAAUACGAAUGAAAUAAAUACAACCAAUUGCUCGCUUCUGCCAAUAAA